AUGGUGACAGAAAGGGGUGAAGGAGAGAGAAGCAUGAAGAGUGGGAAGGCGAUUGGUGAAGGAGAUGAGGGCACGGGGGAUGUUUCUUCUCUGGGGAAGAGGGUGAGAGGGCAGAUUUUGCGUGUGUGCCUGACUGGAGGGCCGUGUGGAGGGAAGACGACUGUGCAGGGGUUUGUGGCCGAGGAGUUUGAGAGGAUGGGAUGGCGUGUAUUUCGAUCGCCGGAGGUGGCUACGAUUAUUCUAGGAGGGGGAGUGAAGUAUGCGGAGAUGAAUGAGGACCGGAGGAGGAGGUUCCAGGUUGAUGUGUUGAAUGUGAUGAUGAGGAUUGAGGAUGUCUACAACGGGAUUGGCGGAGAGCUUGCCUCUCGUGGAGAGAAUGUGAUUGUGAUUUAUGACCGAGGGGUGAUGGACUGUUCUGCGUAUUUGGAUAAGGACGAGUGGAGGGCUGUAUGCUCUGAGGCGGGUGUGUGUUCUGAUGAGGUAAGGGACAAGAGAUAUGACUGUGUGAUCCACCUGGUGAGUGCGGCCGAGGGGGCGCCUCUGUAUUAUGGGAGAGAUAACAACUCUGCACGGUCUGAGGACAUUUCCGAGGCACGGGUAUUGGAAAAGCGGACAAGAGAGGGAUGGAGAGGGCACCGCCGAGUAGAGGUUAUUGACAACUCGACGGACUUUGAGGGGAAGAAGAGGCGUGUAGUGGAGGCGAUCUUGAAGUAUGCUAGGGAGCGAGGAGACGCCUGA
Encephalitozoon hellem ATCC 50504 is the source of this 738-nucleotide messenger RNA. RefSeq lists its product as uncharacterized. Gene Ontology annotation, molecular function: phosphatidylinositol binding; phosphatidic acid binding; GTP binding. The coding region runs from base 1 to 738 and encodes 245 amino acids. The transcript has a single exon. The record is from RefSeq and is a predicted model, not a curated record. Lineage: Eukaryota; Fungi; Microsporidia; Unikaryonidae.